Molecule: messenger RNA, 1878 nt
Organism: Poeciliopsis prolifica (blackstripe livebearer)
Lineage: Eukaryota; Metazoa; Chordata; Actinopteri; Cyprinodontiformes; Poeciliidae
Product: thymic stromal cotransporter homolog
Exons: 7
Coding region: 309-1643 (444 amino acids)
Biological process (GO): transmembrane transport
Cellular component (GO): membrane
Molecular function (GO): transmembrane transporter activity
Source: RefSeq, a predicted model, not a curated record
GCAACUUUCACACACAGGAAACAAUACACGAAUAAAAAGUUGAGAAAAUGCGGGGGAAAUUCCUGAAAGGUUGUUUGUUUUGUUUUUUGCCACUGAUCAUCACACUUCAGUUAGGUUCCUUCAUUUUAGGGAACAUCGGGUGAUGAUCAGUGAACAGAUGAGGAAAUGGACCCGCAGUCCCUCCCAGUCAGAGGCAGCUCGCUGCUCAGAGCCGUUCUUGUGAUUUUUAUGAAAGCAGCAGCGGCUGCAGCAGCUGCAGCAGCGGUCAGUCCCUGCUGCUCCCUCUGAAGAGCCGAUCACCCAACGUCAUGGCGACGCCGGGUUUGUGCGGCUCAGCCUUCGCGGUGUUUCGGCGGAUCGAGCCGAUCAUCGCGCUGGAGCAGCUGGGCAGCACUCUGUUCGACACCGCCCUGCAGAUGGUGGUGAGGGACCGGACCGCCAACAUCACCGAGCCCGGCCGCUCCAGCGAGGAGAGCCGGCAGACGGCCAUCACCGACUUCUACAUGACCUAUAACCUCAUCGUCCAGUUCACGCCCGUUAUCCCGGCGCUGGUCCUGGCCAGCCUCGGUGAUCGCGGUUGGAGGAGGGCGCCCAUCGUGGUGCCCCUGGGCGGGUACCUGCUGUCCAGGCUCGCCCUGCUCCUGGUGGUCAUUUUAGGUCUUCCGCUCAAGCUGAUGUUUGCAGCCGCGGUGGUUUUCGGGUUAUGCGGGGGCUUCAGCGCCUUCUGGCCCGGAAUCAUGACUCUGGCGUCGCUCGGCUCCACGGCGGCUGAUCGCUCCAAGGUGAUGAUGAGAGUGGAGCUGCUGUACGGGUUGACAGGAGUGGUGGGCAGCUUGGUGUCAGGUCAUCUGUUCCUGCUUUACAGUUCCAGUCUGGGAAACGGAACCGUCCUGCUCUCUGUGAGCACGCUCCUGAACCUGCUCUGCUUCAUAUUCGCUGCAGCCCUGCUGCAGGUGAAACGGGUGAACAGUGAGGACUCGGAGGAACGCUACCACCUCCUCUCUCACGCCUCCCGUCAUCAUCGUCUCACCGGGUGUUGUGCUGGGGUCAACCUGCCCAACGUGGUUCUCCUGUUUGCGGCGGCCUUCCUCUACGACUUUGCUGUGGGCGGAGCCGUCGAGGUCCUGGGCCCCUUCGUGCUGAAAUCGCCGCUCAGCUGGACUGCCACACAAGUGGGAUACGGAAAUGCGGCAGGCUGCGGGAUUUUCGUCACCAGUUUUCUUGGCGUCAUGAUGUUCCGAAAAUGCGUCGGUGACGAAACGAUGAUCCUGAUUGGCAUGCUGUCGUUCGCUGUGGGAAUCUACGUCAUGUCCUUCGUCACUACGACCUCCCUCUUCUACAUUGCCCGUUUAUUCACCCUCUUUGCGCUCAUCCCCAUGCCGACAAUCAGGGCCCUGGUUUCUCAGCAGGUUCCUGCGUCCCGAUGUGGCAUCGCUCUGACCUUUCUGCAGAUGACUCUAAAGGUGGCCGGCGCCAUCUACAUUCCUGCUUUCACAAAGAUCUAUCAGAGCAGUCUGACCUGGUUCCCAGGCCUAGUGUUUAUGAUUUCCAGCGUCAUCACAGUCACUUCCAUGAUACCCGUCAGCAUCGUCGGUUGCAGGUCGGCUCAGAAGCAGGAGAACGUGAGGAUUCAGGGAGACUGACGAAUGAGCAGUGAGCUCUUUUUAUCACAAGCAAACUGGGAAAUGAGACUUAAGUGUUUGAAACAUAAACAUGCCACUUCCUCUAACCUGCUGAUGCAGCAUUUUUGAAAAUACUUGCCUACCAUAAUUUCCAUUGUGGUGUAAUGGGUGGUACUUUUUCUGACAGAUAUUCAAAACUCACUGGACAAAAAAAAAGAAAAAAAGUUUUUGAAAUCGUGUCAAAGGUUACAGGAAA